UUAUGCACACUCAGGCACAAAAGCUUCUUGAGCGGACAUGAACGGACAUGAACUUCCUCUUUCUCAAAUUUUCUCACUCUUAAAUGUGAUGUAAAAUUUAAAUGAAGAUUUUAUAUUUUAGACUUUUCUUUUUCAAGUGGAACAUUAAACAUAUUUAUAUAUUCAGACAUUAAUUUUAGAUGAUUUGAGCAGUUUCUUCUGCUUUGAAAUGAGAGACAUCUGCGUAAAGAUACUUCCUGGAAACUUUUUUAAGUGUAAAGGGGGAAGAAGUACAAGAAGAGGAUGAAGAGGAGGAAGAAUCAUUUAACAUCAGAGACACUCGGCAGAGAUCACGGAGGACAGAAGAGACGAGAACAAGAAUAAAGAGGAUAAAUGUUUCCUGUGGACGGAGAGAUCGACUGUCUCCAAUAAACAAAGAUGUUUGUUUUAAUCGUGGCAGCUCUGCUUUUUCCUGUGUGGGGCAGCACUUCAGACUUAGGUUCAUCAGCUGAAGAAAAAAUAUGCCAAUUCCGUAACUUCUGUACCACUCUGAGCGAAGGAGAAAUAACAGCUGAGGCUGGACUCUGUGUUGUGAUACCGUGUUCUUUCACUACUGAUUCUGACUUUACAGCCACAAAUAUAGUCUGGUACAAAUGUGAAGAACCAAAAACAAGAUGUGACCCUUCAGACGUGAUAUUCAGCUCCACUGAGCCCAAUAAUGGAUUUAAGUCUGGGUUUGAAGGCAGAGUGUCACUGUUGGAGUCUGAUGUGAGGAAGAAGAACUGCAGCAUCAUCAUUAAAGACCUCAGGAAGUCAGACUCUGGAUUUUAUCAGUUCAGAGUUGUGAGUACCAAGCCUGCUGGGACGACAAAUGGAUUUAGAUUUGAUAGAAAAGCAACCAUCUCAGUUAAAGAUCUGACCCAGAAGCCCACAGUGACGAUUCCUUCUCUGACUGAGGGACAGAAGACCACACUGAGCUGCACUGCUCCUGGUCUCUGCUCUGGAUCUGUUCCUGAGAUCACCUGGAUGUGGAGAGAAGGAGAGAAUGACUCCCACAUCACAGGAAACAUCUCUGCUGUCAAGACUGACAAUCUAAGACACAGUUCAACUUUAACCUUAACACCCUCAGCUAAGCGCCAUGGCACCGAGAUCACCUGUAAGGUCAACUUCAAAAACAGCAUCUCUACAGAGAAAACAGAGACUCUGAAAGUCACCUAUGUAAAGGAUCCUGUCAUCACGGGGAAAAGCGUUGUUCGAGAGGGUGGUGCUCUAAAUCUGAACUGCAGUGUUGAUAGUUUCCCUCCGUCUGUCGUCACAUGGACUAAACUCAGCUCCAACAAAACCUUGAACACUGAAACUGGAACAGCCGAACUCAUCAUCUCUAACAUGACAGCUGAAGAUUUUGGGAAGUACAUCUGCACAGCAACACAGCAGAUCACUAACCUGACGUCACAUACUGAAGCAAAAGCUGCAAUGAAACCAAGGAUCUUAAACAGCUCUGCAUGUGAGGUUCAGUCAGAGGUCCUGACCUGUGUGUGUAUCAGUCAGGCGUUCCCGUUACCCACCAUCGAAUGGCCGCUGCUGGAGAACCACUCUCAACACUCCUGCACUUCUAGUGUGUCAAAAAACCUGCUCAACACCAGCAUCUCUGUAUCUGUGAAAGAUCACAACUUCGGCCCUGUUGUGUGUGUGAGCAAAAAUAACUUUGGAGAAGUAAGAGAGAAUCUCACGGUCAUCAUAAGAAAUGAGUUUACUAAACAGGAGGACUCAAAUGGUCCUUGUGCAGUGCUCCCCUGGGCUGUUGCUGCUGUAUCUCUCCUUGUGAAUGUUGCCUGUGUAAUCUGCGUGGUGUUUCUUUGGACCAAAAGAAAAGCAGUGAAACCAAACCAGGAGGACAGGACUUACAUGUCCCUGCGGAAAACAGACCGAUCUCCAGAGUAUGAUGUCAUCUGCCAACCUCUGAAUUAAGAGUUAUCUUCCACUGAGUGUCGUGGGAAAGUGUGUUUAUAAAGUCCGGCUGAUCUUUCAAGCAGUGUCUCAAACAUGUAUAAUAUUUAACAGAAUGGUAUUUAAAGUGAGCUGUUAUUACUUUUAGUGUGCCGUUGAUGAACAUAGAUUUAAGCAGAAGUUUACUGUAAAGACUUUUUUCCUUGAUAACAUGUUCAGAUGACUUUUUUUAUGCUUUUGUCUGCGAAGUAUGAAAAUCUUUUACUUGAGUAAAAAGUACAUUUUUGU
Messenger RNA from Notolabrus celidotus (New Zealand spotty), 2214 nucleotides. Its product is annotated as sialic acid-binding Ig-like lectin 14. The record is from RefSeq and is a predicted model, not a curated record. NCBI's taxonomy places the organism in Eukaryota, Metazoa, Chordata, Actinopteri, Labriformes, Labridae. The coding region runs from base 418 to 1947 and encodes 509 amino acids. The transcript has 8 exons.